Molecule: messenger RNA, 624 nt
Organism: Caenorhabditis remanei
Lineage: Eukaryota; Metazoa; Nematoda; Chromadorea; Rhabditida; Rhabditidae
Exons: 2
Coding region: 1-624 (207 amino acids)
Molecular function (GO): serine-type endopeptidase inhibitor activity
Source: RefSeq, a predicted model, not a curated record
AUGAUGAUUUUAUCCAUUCUUCUGGCUCUUCUGAGCAUUACUCGCUUUGCGAAUGCAGAAUGGGUGAGACCUGCAGCAUGUGUUGCUCCACUUGUUGUUGGCUCAACUCCAUGUUCUGCAGAGGCCCCAGUUAGACAUUUCUACGAUACUGAGAAGGAUCGAUGCUAUGCUUUCCGUUAUACUGGAUGCGGUGGAAAUGCCAACAAUUUCGAGACGAAGCGUCUAUGUGAAAAGAUCUGUACCGGUGAUCCAAACAGAGUGAUGUGUCCUGGAAGCACCAAACCAACUUUGAAUGUUUUGGGAAAAACUUCGCCUUGUGGGAAGCCUAACAACACGGAAGGAUUACCAGAAUGUGUAGGUGCAGACUUUUAUCGAGAUCUAGGAACAAACUUUUGUCAUGAUCUUGGUGCCGGGCAAUGUUGUGCUGUGGAGAGCAUUAGCAAAUUAGCAUCAGAUUUCUGGUUGUUUGAGUGUCCUGAUGGGAGAACAAAAUAUGCUCCGCCGAGCAAUAACUCACACUUCAAAUAUGAAAAAUUUGUUCUUGGCAAAAACUGUGACACGAACUUCUGCCCGGAUGGAUACGAAUGCGUCAUGGGAAACUAUUAUUCGUUCUGCUGCAAAUAA